This is a messenger RNA of Panicum hallii, 624 nucleotides long. RefSeq lists its product as uncharacterized. The transcript has a single exon. Lineage: Eukaryota; Viridiplantae; Streptophyta; Magnoliopsida; Poales; Poaceae. Bases 1 to 624 code for a protein of 207 amino acids. The record is from RefSeq and is a predicted model, not a curated record.
AUGGAGGCGCUGCUCCCGAGCUCCAUCUCGCCGAAGAUCAGCGCCAUCCUCCAAUCCCACGUCUACCCGCGCGUCGGCCGCGUCCUGCGCGCGCUCGCCAGGUUCAAGUCCUUGCUCCUCGACGCGCUCGGCGAGACCAAGAGGGGCGCGCGGGCGAAGAAGAGGCACGCCAUCCGCUGCCGCUCGAGGUCGUCGUCGUCGAGGAAGAGGAGCAAGCAGAUCGCCAGCGUCUUCGUGAAGCCGCAUCUCGCCUGGUCCGGCGGCUUGUCGUCGUCGCCAGCUCGGGGAGCGGCGGCGCUGGACGCGAGCUACCACUUGUACCCGUGCUUGGAGUCGGCGUGGAACGCGGUGGUUCCGGCUCCCGCCGGGGUGGCCGGCGGCGGCGAGGACGGGACGGCUGCCGAGUACUGUGGGUACCUGCGCUGGCUUGAGGAGGAGAUGUCAGAUGAAGUACUGGUCGUUGAAGAGGAGGAGGAGGAGGAGGAGGAAGACGUCGUCGUCGGCGGGAAUGAGAUCGACAUGCUCGCGGAGAAGUUCAUCGCGAGGUGCCGCGCCAACUUCUUGCUGGAGAAGCAGGAGUCGUACGACCGGAGGUGCCAGGAGAUUAUAGCCAGGAGCAUCUGA